Messenger RNA from Pygocentrus nattereri (red-bellied piranha), 2327 nucleotides. It is a transcript of the gene rbms1a, whose product is annotated as RNA binding motif, single stranded interacting protein 1a. NCBI's taxonomy places the organism in Eukaryota, Metazoa, Chordata, Actinopteri, Characiformes, Serrasalmidae. Bases 290 to 1522 code for a protein of 410 amino acids. The transcript has 14 exons. Gene Ontology annotation, cellular component: ribonucleoprotein complex; nucleus; cytosol. The record is from RefSeq and is a predicted model, not a curated record. Gene Ontology annotation, molecular function: mRNA 3'-UTR binding; poly(U) RNA binding; poly(A) binding.
UGCGGGCGACGAAGCGAAGAUCAAUGAAAGCGGGCGGUUUUACCGAAACUGGUCGGACGAGCCGAGGUGGGAAUAAAGCCGAGGACACGGUCAUUUUAUCCAAAGAGCACUAGCGGUGGAAACGUCGUUUCUCUCCGAAUCCUCAGUGAACUCGUGGGUGACUGAAAGUCGACGCCAGAAGAGUGCAAUGUGGAAAAUUUACACUUCUACUGUAGCCUAGUACACUGUCGUAUUUUGUGACGGAGAUAUUCGUUGGUUGAGCGUUGAGUCGAGGACAAGGGAAUUAAGGAUGAUCUUUGCGAACACCGCCAACCCCGUGAGGCCCCCUUACCGAAAACAGCCUCUGGUUGCUCCGCCCACUCUCCCAAUGGCUCCGCCCAGCCCAAGCACCAAUAGCAGCACGAAUAACAGCAGCAGCAACAGCAGCACGACUGGAUGGGAACAGCUCAGCAAAACCAACCUCUACAUUCGCGGGUUGCCCCCCUCCACCACCGACCACGACCUUGUGAAACUCUGCCAGCCGUAUGGAAAGAUUGUAUCCACAAAAGCCAUCCUGGACAAAACCACAAACAAAUGCAAAGGUUAUGGCUUUGUGGACUUCGACAGUCCAGUGUCGGCACAGAAAGCUGUGGCAGCACUAAAGAGCAGCGGUGUUCAGGCUCAGAUGGCCAAGGUGAGACCACAACCUAUGGCAUCACUCCCUUCGCUUAAGCAACAGGAGCAGGACCCAACCAACCUGUACCUGUCCAAUCUGCCAGUGUCCAUGGAUGAGCAGGAGCUGGAGAACCUUCUAAAGCCCUUUGGACAGGUCAUCUCCACCCGCAUUCUCAGAGACGCACAUGGUGUCAGUCGGGGUGUGGGGUUUGCCCGAAUGGAGUCUACAGAGAAAUGUGAUGCUGUGAUCUCUCAUUUUAAUGGGAAGUUCAUUAAGUCCACAUCAGGAAUGCUAGGCACAUCAGAGCCACUGCUCUGUAAGUUUGCUGAUGGCGGUCAGAAGAAGCGACUGAGUCAGACUAAAUAUGUUCCCAAUGGACGAACCUGGACACGGGACGCCGAGGUGAGACUAAGUGGGAUAACAUUGACCUAUGACCCUAAUGCGACUGCCCUCCAGAAUGGGUACUACGCCCCUCCCUACAGCAUGGGGAAUAGGAUAAUGGCCCAGACAGCUGUGACUCCCUACAUCUCACCUGUCUCCACCUACCCGGUCCAGAAUCCCUCCUGGAUGACACAUCAGCCUUACAUCAUGCAGCACCCGGGAGCUGUACUGUCGCCCUCUAUGGAGCACCCUAUGCCACUACAGCCAUCCUCCAUGUUGGCUCCUCUGACUCAGCAGAUGGGCCAUCUCUCUCUCGGUGGGACUGCAACUUUUAUUCCGGCAAAUACAGCUAUGCAAGGAGCAUAUAUUCCUCAGUAUGCCCAUAUUCAACCUGCCGCCAUUGCCACUGAGGAUCCCAGUGUGCAGCCCCAGGAUGUGACCUCUAGUGAUCCCUCCACUUACCCGUUCCAACCUAGCAAGCAAUAAAAGGGUGAGCAGUUAGAAGCAGAUUUGGAAGAGGGCUCCUGUGACUACAGGCUUCUUUGGAUGGGAAGUGACAUCACAGAGGAAACAACACUUUUGCACAGGUUCCAGAAAACAAGUCUAUGGUGUAAUCAACCAAACACAAACCACCUCAGAGGCCCUCAACAGGUGCAACAUGGCUUCAGCAACCAAAACAAUGCAAUUCAUCCGAGACAACAGACACAGGAGUGAAGCAGAGUUUUAUUUUGCUAACGAAAGGAAAAGAGACGAAGACAAAACGCUUAUUUUUUACCAAGGACUAAGACGCAGACAAAGUCUGUGAAUACAAGACAGAAACGCAGUGUGCUAGUAUCUUUAGAUGCAUGAGAGGACUUUUUAGUAUGGUUUUUAGAGUGUUUUUACUGACUGUUUCUCAGACACACACACAUAUAUAUACACACAUACACGCACACACACACACAAAUGAGGAAAAACAAUUGCUGUGGUAGUAGCAAUGGAGAGGUUUUUUUUGCUUUUGUCUUCCGCACUUUGCCUUUUUGGUCCGUAGUUAAAGAAAUUUGCCUUGUAAAUACAGUAGAGCGGGCUUUAGAAUCAAACGAUGAAAUGCUUGAUGGGUAUCAGUCUUCCCUCCUGUCUGUCAAAGCAGAUGUUUCACAUGCAAGUAAAAUGCUUUCUUUUGGGGUUUUUUUCCCCAAAUCAAAGCAGCUUUACAGCGUGUUGGAGAUCCUGUAAAGUGUAUGGCAGAAUGGUCUAGUUCUGCUCUCCUCUGAAUGCACCCGUUUAAAGUCUUCUUGCCUUUUCAAUCAAA